Hibiscus syriacus is the source of this 1760-nucleotide messenger RNA. Its product is annotated as heat stress transcription factor A-3-like. Gene Ontology annotation, cellular component: nucleus. The coding region runs from base 203 to 1636 and encodes 477 amino acids. The transcript has 2 exons. Gene Ontology annotation, molecular function: DNA-binding transcription factor activity; RNA polymerase II cis-regulatory region sequence-specific DNA binding. Lineage: Eukaryota; Viridiplantae; Streptophyta; Magnoliopsida; Malvales; Malvaceae. The record is from RefSeq and is a predicted model, not a curated record. Gene Ontology annotation, biological process: regulation of transcription by RNA polymerase II.
UUCUGAUAUCUCAUUUCCUGGAAACAACCCAAAACUUGGGUCGGUGUUCUUUUAUAUGGCAGCGGUUGCAUAACAAUCUCAGCUUUACCAUGGCCGACUCUCAAGAUUUUUUUUUUCUGUGCCCACAGUUUGUCGGCUUAAACCCUUUAAAAACCCCACUUCCCCACUUUAAUCCAACCUUAAACUCAAAAAAGAAAACGAAAUGAACUCAGAUGAAGAAAAACACCCUCCCCUUCCUUCCCCUUUUAUGGAACUGGAAACGUUUUCAUCGGCAACGGGCGGGACGGAGUUGAUCGGCGUGCCUCAGCCCUUGGAAGUUCUUCAGGGGAACCCCGUGCCGCCUUUUUUGUCGAAGACGUUUGAUUUGGUGGACGACGCGUCGUUGGAUCCGAUAAUCUCUUGGGGUCCGACCGGAGAGAGCUUCGUGGUCUGGGACCCUCUGGAAUUUUCUAGGCUCAUACUCCCUCGGAAUUUCAAGCACAAUAAUUUCUCCAGCUUUGUUCGUCAGCUCAAUACUUACGGAUUUCGCAAAAUCGAUACGGAUAAGUGGGAAUUUGCUAAUGAAGCUUUUCAGCGAGGGAAGAGACAUCUUUUGAAGAACAUUCAGAGGCGUAAGUCACCUCAAUCACAACAGGUUGGUAGUGAUCUCAGACCUUAUAAUGAUGUGGGAAGGUCCAGAGCGGAAGGUGAAAUAGAAAGGCUGAGGGAAGAAAAGAGCAUGUUAAUGCAGGAAGUAAUGGAGCUGCAGCAAGAGCAACAGUGUACAGCUCGCCAUGUUGAGGUGGUGAACAAGAGGCUUCAAUCAGCAGAACAAAGGCAGAAGCAAAUGGUUUCAUUCUUAGCCAAGUUAUUCCAGAAUCCGGCUUUCUUAGCACGCCUUAGACAAAAUAAGGAACAGGGAGAAAUUAGUUCCCCAAGGAUGUGGAGGAAGUUUGUCAAGCAUCGGUCAGUUGAACUGAUUGAUUCAGAAACACCUGCGGAAGGGCAGAUUGUGAAGUACAAUAGUCCUGAUUGGAGAAACGUUUUUAUCUCCUCUUCAUCCCCAGAUGUAAACCCGAUUUCUGUUGAAGAGUCUCCAGAUUAUCUACCCAAGGGUGUAGCUGGAAGUGAUUUAGGUGCAGAAGGCUUUCCAUUUCGAGUUGAUGAUGAUGUAGUUGAAUCUGAUGAGCUGGCGACUGCACAUGGAUUUCUCGGAACCUCAGAGCUGGUAGAAGGCACUUCAGGCAUGGAAAUCAAAGAUCUGAAUGGGAAGAAUGUACUAGGCUCAGAACAAGUGACUAAUCCAGGGUAUUUUAUAUCUUCCCCUGAGGAUUUAGUGAAGCAGAAAACCACCCCAGAGUUCUCAUCUAUUAGUGAAAGUGUUUCAAAACAAGAUGUAUGGAGCAUGGAUUUUGAUGGUACUGCUGGUAUGCCUAGUUCUAGCAAUGAGUUAUGGGGUAAUCUCAACACCUAUGACCUUAUGGAUUUGGGAGUAACUGGUGGGUUAUCUGAUGUAUGGGAUCUCGGGUUUUUGCAAGCAGCAGAAGAUUCAGGCACUGAUAAAUGGCCAGCUGAGGAAUUUCCUUCUGAUAAUCCCAACACUCAGGAUCAAGUUGGCCAGCUAGAAGCUAAUAGGUCUAAGAAGACAGAUCCGUAAGGGUUCAUUUGCCUUGGCAGACAAUGAUGCCCUUUUGGAUCAUAGUUAUCUUUAUUUACUAGGAUGAAUGGUUGAUUGGACGAUUGAUUUAUGAACGUACUAAUUGAAUGCCAUUUUUUUCUCU